Aspergillus ruber CBS 135680 is the source of this 1401-nucleotide messenger RNA. RefSeq names its product glycine decarboxylase subunit T. The transcript is spliced from 2 exons. Gene Ontology annotation, biological process: glycine catabolic process. Lineage: Eukaryota; Fungi; Ascomycota; Eurotiomycetes; Eurotiales; Aspergillaceae. The coding region runs from base 1 to 1401 and encodes 466 amino acids. Gene Ontology annotation, cellular component: mitochondrion. The record is from RefSeq and is a predicted model, not a curated record. Gene Ontology annotation, molecular function: aminomethyltransferase activity; protein binding.
AUGUCGACCCUCCAGCCAUUGCGACGAGGCAUCAGCCUGCUGGGCGCAAGAUCUCUGGCCUCCCAAGCCGCUCCUGUCGUCUCCAAUGGCUCGCGACAAGCCCUCCGCCUCCGCUCCCCCGCCACUAGACGCCCGGUAGCGAGAUUUGGCCCUGCGCUCCGUCACUUGCAGGCGCGCUUUGCGUCGUCGGAGGCAGCUAGCAAGACGCAGUUGUAUGAUUUGCAUGUUGCGCGCGGUGCGCGGAUGGUUCCUUUCGCGGGGUUUGCGAUGCCCUUGCAGUAUUCAGAUCUGAGCCAUGUUGAGAGUCAUAACUGGACGAGGGAGAAGGCGAGUUUGUUUGAUGUUAGCCACAUGGUGCAGCACCGUCUGAGCGGACCCGGGGCAAUGGAGCUUUUGAUGAAAGUGACGCCGUCGUCGCUUGAUAAGCUCCACACCAACCAAUCCACUCUGUCCUGUCUUUUGGAAGACGGAACUGGUGGUAUUGUUGAUGACUGCGUUAUUACCCGCCAGGGCGAAGACAGUUUCUACUUUGUCACCAACGCCGGCCGUCGCCAGGAGGAUCUCGCCUUCUUGCAGACAGAGAUCGAAGCCUAUCGCGGCGCCAACGGUGCAGACAGCAUCAAGUGGGAGAUCAUUGACAACGCACUGGUCGCUCUUCAGGGCCCCUUGGCUGCCUCCGUGCUCCAGCCCCUCAUCCACGGCUCCGGCGCUGAAGCCGACCUCACCACCCUGGGUUUCGGCAACUCCCGCACCCUCUACCUCACUCUCCCCGACGGUUCGCGCACCGCAGAACCCCUCCUCAUCUCCCGCACAGGCUACACCGGUGAGGACGGUUUCGAGAUCUCCAUCCCCACUACCACCCCUACGCUUCCUCAACAGGUCGUCGACCUUUUCCUCGCCAACCCAGACCAAGUCCGCCUCGCCGGCCUAGCAGCCCGCGACUCCCUCCGCCUCGAAGCCGGAAUGUGCCUCUACGGAUCGGACAUCACCACCGCACAAACACCCCCCGGCGCCUCCCUCAGCUGGGUCGUCAGCAAAGACCGCCGCGACCCCUCCACCGGCAACACCAACUUCAACGGCUCCUCGGUGAUCCUGUCACAGAUUGCAUCGCCCGCGAAGACCCUCUCCCAGCGCCGUGUCGGGUUCACCGUGGAAAAGGGCUCCCCGGCGCGUGAGGGGGCGAUUAUUGUUGAUUUGAACGAUGAGUCGCGCACGCAGAUUGGUGUCAUUACGUCUGGUUUGCCGAGCCCGUCGCUUGGCGGGUUGAACAUCGCCAUGGGGUAUGUGAAGCAGGGGAUGAACAAGAAGGGGACGGAGGUUGGUGUGUUGGUUAGGAAUAAGGUGCGCAAGGCUAGUGUCGUGGGGAUGCCGUGGGUUGAGACGAAGUUCUAUCGGCCGUAG